Bradysia coprophila is the source of this 1028-nucleotide messenger RNA. Its product is annotated as protein HTATIP2-like. Gene Ontology annotation, cellular component: cytoplasm. The record is from RefSeq and is a predicted model, not a curated record. Lineage: Eukaryota; Metazoa; Arthropoda; Insecta; Diptera; Sciaridae. Gene Ontology annotation, biological process: import into nucleus.
GCUUCGUUCAUACCUACUUAAUUCUCUCAUUCAUUCACUGGUCUGUUUUAGUAUUCAUCAUACCUGUGUCGGAGCGGUGGCAAGUGAGAGUGAAGUAAAUUUAAGCUUGAAGCGAUUUUUUUGUUUUGGUCAAUUUACUCGAUAUAUUACUUCUGAUAUCAUCACAACUUAACUGUGAAGGUAAGAAAAUAAGAUGACAAAUUUAAGCGCUUUCGUAUUGGGAGCAUCUGGAACGGCAGGCAAAUCAAUAGUCAAAGCCUUAGUGGACCAUCCAAAAUUCGACAAAAUAACACUAAUCGGUCGCCGUGCAUUAGACUUAUCGAACAUUGCCCAUCAGCCCGGAUAUUCGAAAAUUCAACAAAAAACCAUCGACUUUGACAAUGUCGAAAAAUACGCCGAUGACUUCCACGGAUAUGAUGUGGGAUUCUGUGCACUGGGAACAUCCAGUGUUGGCGUCAACAAGGAACAAUAUUACCGUAUCACACACGAUUAUGUGAUCAAUACUGCUAAGUUGGCCCAUUCUGGAGGUUGCAAACAGUUUCACUUCAUUUCCGGCCGAAGUACUAGCAAAGAUUCGUGGUACUCAUGGGCAAGAACGAAGGCAGAAGUCGAAGAGAAACUUAUGGCUAUGGGAUUUGAACGUGUUUCCAUAUACCGACCAGGUGGUAUAAUUAAAGACCGAACGGAAAUUACUAGCACCGGUGAAUCGAUUGGUAUUUAUGCGUUCAAUAUAUUGGAUCCUUUCCGGUGUAUUAGUGUUGAUACCGUAGUAUUGGGAAAAGUUAUGGUGGAAAGCUCAUUUCGUGCUAUUGAAUCGAACGAAAUAUUGGAGAAUGCGGAUAUUCUGCGGCUGUGGAAGGAAGGAAAUAAAAAAUGAGUUUUUUGGUGGGCUAAAAAACCAGUAUACAUCUGGCAUUACUUCAUGUACAAGUCGUGUGUUAUUAUGUUUGUAUUUUCGUACGUAGCACUAAUAUCCCUCAUGUCUACAAUUAUUUGUUAUACCAAAAAAAAACCAAUACAAAAAGUGA